Messenger RNA from Drosophila biarmipes, 1989 nucleotides. RefSeq names its product asparagine--tRNA ligase, cytoplasmic (gene AsnRS). NCBI's taxonomy places the organism in Eukaryota, Metazoa, Arthropoda, Insecta, Diptera, Drosophilidae. The record is from RefSeq and is a predicted model, not a curated record. The transcript is spliced from 2 exons. Gene Ontology annotation, molecular function: ATP binding; asparagine-tRNA ligase activity; nucleic acid binding. Gene Ontology annotation, biological process: asparaginyl-tRNA aminoacylation. Gene Ontology annotation, cellular component: cytoplasm. Bases 134 to 1810 code for a protein of 558 amino acids.
ACUGGCUGCCAAUCGGUCUAUCGAGUAUCCGGCGUAGAGUAUCGUUCGGCGAGUGGAAGCUGAUGCAAUUUUGUGAAUAUUUAAGGGAUUUAAGGCCAGUUCUCAGUAAAAUCUUAGUCACAAAUCAAUCAAGAUGCCCGCCGACCAGUUGGCUGAGUUAAGCUUGGGUGCUAUCUUCACGUCGGAAAAGAAGGGCAGCGAUGAGUCGGGCGAUGGCAGUGAGUCAAAGCCCUUCAAGACCAUCCUGCAGGCGAUGCGUCACGCCGGCAAGGAGCCCUUCCCCACCAUCUACGUGGACAGCAAGGAUCCCAAUGCAGCGGAGCCCUUUGAAGUGGCUGCCAAGUCGCAGCUGAAGAAGAUCCAGAAGCUGUUCGUCCGGGAGUCGCACAAGAACGCCGAGAAGCAGCAACGCGAGGCGGACGACGCGGAGAAGCGCCAGCAGAAUCUGGAGGAGGCGCGCAAGGUCAAGAUCUCGGAGGACCCCAGCCUGCCGGUGGCCCGCAAAAUUCGCAUCCUCGAGGGCACUGCCAACCGGGAUUCGCGUGUCAAGAUCUACGGCUGGGUGCAUCGCCUGCGGCGUCAGGGCAAGUCCCUGAUCUUCAUCACCCUGCGCGACGGCACCGGUUUCCUGCAGUGUGUGCUCAACGAUCAGCUCUGCCAGACCUACGAUGCCCUCACCCUGAGCACGGAGAGCUCUGUGGUGCUGUUCGGCACACUCAAGUUGGUGCCAGAAGGCAAGACCGCUCCUGGCGGCCAUGAACUCAACGUGGACUACUGGGAACUGAUUGGUCUGGCUCCGCCCGGCGGUGCCGAUGCCAUUCUCAACGAGGAAGCCCAGCCCGAUGUGCAGCUGGACAACCGGCACAUCAUGAUCCGUGGCGAGAACACCUCAAAGGUGCUCAAGAUGCGAUCGGUGGUGACGCAAGCAUUCCGUGCCCACUACGAGGCGCGGGGCUACAACGAGGUGACGCCCCCGACUCUGGUGCAAACCCAGGUGGAAGGAGGCUCCACUCUUUUCAAGCUGCAGUACUUCGGCGAGGAGGCCUACCUCACCCAGAGCUCGCAGCUGUAUCUGGAGACCUGCCUGCCAGCCUUGGGCGAUGUCUUCACAAUUUCCCAGAGCUACCGCGCGGAGCAGAGUCGCACCCGCCGGCAUUUGGCUGAAUACUCACACGUCGAAGCCGAGUGUCCCUUCAUCACGUUCGAUGAUCUGCUGGACCGUCUGGAGGAUCUGGUCUGCGAUGUGGUGGACCGCGUUCUGAAAUCCCCGUGGGGCUACUUGGUCAAGGAGCUUAACCCCGACUUCAAGCCGCCACAGAAGCCAUUCCGUCGCAUGAACUACGAAGAUGCCAUCAACUGGCUGAAGGAGAACAACGUGACCAAGGACGAUGGCACCUUCUACGAGUUCGGCGAGGACAUUCCCGAGGCUCCGGAGCGCAAGAUGACCGACACCAUCAAUGAACCCAUUAUGCUGUGCCGUUUCCCGGCGGAGAUCAAGUCCUUCUACAUGCAGCGCUGCAAGGAGGACCAGCGUUUGACCGAAAGCGUGGACGUGCUGCUUCCAAACGUGGGCGAGAUUGUGGGUGGAUCGAUGAGGAUCUACGACAGCGAGGAGUUGCUCAAGGGCUACGCCCGCGAAGGCAUCGACCCUAAGCCCUACUACUGGUACACUGACCAGCGCAUCUACGGAACUUUGCCCCACGGCGGCUAUGGUUUGGGACUGGAGCGCUUCCUCUGCUGGCUGCUCAACCGCUACCACAUUCGGGAGGUCUGCCUGUACCCUCGAUUCCUCGACAGAUGCAAGCCCUAAGCAGUGGAAGAGGAGCUCCUCCAUUCAGCCAGCAUUUACAACAGUUGGAUAAUUUGCAUAAUUUUAGCUUCAGCUAUUCAGAAUAAAAUUUAUUAUACUACUCUGUAUAACAACUAUCCAAGAAUAAAGGCCGCGCCUGCGCUUCAUUGAAAUGAAUUAAAAUGAACUAAUACAUCGAA